Messenger RNA from Drosophila rhopaloa, 1155 nucleotides. It is a transcript of the gene Zip102B, whose product is annotated as zinc transporter ZIP9. NCBI's taxonomy places the organism in Eukaryota, Metazoa, Arthropoda, Insecta, Diptera, Drosophilidae. Gene Ontology annotation, biological process: transmembrane transport; zinc ion transport. The transcript is spliced from 3 exons. Gene Ontology annotation, molecular function: metal ion transmembrane transporter activity. Gene Ontology annotation, cellular component: membrane. The record is from RefSeq and is a predicted model, not a curated record. The coding region runs from base 45 to 935 and encodes 296 amino acids.
UUGGCAAAACAUGUAAACUGCCCACUUAAAUCUAAUAGGCGGUCAUGGCUGAGGAAACUGUUAUUCUUAUUUUAUUAGUUUUGGUUAUGCUCAUUGGGUCAUACUUGGCCGGGAGCAUACCGAUGUUGAUGAAAUUAAGUGAGGAAAAGCUAAAAUGUGUCACUGUGCUUGGAGCUGGCUUAUUAGUGGGUACUGCAUUAGCCGUUAUUAUACCCGAAGGUAUUCGUUCGCUCUAUAUGAGUAGUGGGCGCGAACAACUGACACCUGGCCCGGAGCUUCAAGAUUACUCACAGACUAUUGGACUUUCUCUUGUGCUUGGUUUUGUCUUCAUGAUGUUGGUGGACGUAUCGCAACGAAAGAGCAAUACUGGAGGUGACAAAAAAAAUAGUGCCACACUUACUCUUGGAUUGGUGGUUCAUGCUGCUGCUGACGGAGUAGCUUUGGGAGCAGCAGCCACUACCAGUCAUCAGGAUGUCGAGAUAAUUGUAUUUUUAGCUAUAAUGCUUCAUAAGGCUCCCGCAGCAUUUGGGUUAGUCACUUUCCUAUUGCAUGAGAAAGUUGACAGGCAGUCAAUUCGGCGACAUCUAGCCGUGUUUUCCUUAUCAGCACCCCUUUUAACUAUUCUGACAUAUUUUGGAAUUGGCCAAGAACAAAAGGAAACGUUAAAUUCAGUAAAUGCCACAGGAAUAGCUAUGUUGUUUUCAGCCGGAACAUUUUUGUACGUUGCCACAGUGCAUGUUCUGCCAGAACUCACUCAGGGGGGAAUUUCACAGAUCGAUCAGCAUGAUUAUCGUUUAUUAGAGGAAUCUCGGGAUAUUGCUACGAAUGACAUAAUUGCCGGCAACAGUAUACAAUCGUUAAAAUAUAGUGAAUUGGUAAUUAUGAUUUGUGGGGCGCUGCUGCCACUCAUCAUAACAUUUGGACAUAAGCAUUAGGAUAAGCAUACCUACAUUCCAGAUAAAAAGUGUUAAAGUUAAGGGAUAAUAUGCAAUAAAUUUUGUGUUUAAGCUGUAAAAAAUUAAUAUAAUAAAAUAACAUUUCAUUGAUACUUUAAAAUGUGACGCGCAUCUGCAACACUGUUGCGGACAAUGUGUUUACAAUUUUAAAAUUAAAUUGAUAAAAUUUUGUGUCGACCGAUUAACUAUGAUAAAUGUA